GAAUUUUUCCCAACGUACGCAGUAAACAUCUCAAGUUACAUGAAAUCUCUAAACUAGCUACAUUGUAUGCACCAAAGAAAUUGAGAAGCACCUUUCUUUAGUCUGAAGAGUCAGAAUCUAAAAAGCUGAUUUUACAUGCAGUUAUUUUUAUGGCCAAGUACGUGAGACCCCAAGCAUUAUUUCUACUGCUCAUUGUCCUUGCUGUCAUUGACUGGUCACAGGCUAGUAAAAAUCAGAUUAAGGAGACAUUGAUUUCACUGGACCAGGUACAGAAUGUACACCAUCAUCAAAAGAGAGCAAAUUCUGACAAAGACGAUGACAAUAAUCUGCGCACAAGUCUCAUCAUCGUCUUCACCCUUGGAAUAACAAUAGGACUCUUGCUCAUCAUGACUAUCUGUGCUGUUUGUAUGCUGCACAGAGCUCGCUAUGGGAGAUUCUGCUGCUUGGAAGCGAAAAUAAGGUAUCCUCGGCAAGCUCUUAACUUUGAAUCUGAUCGUAGUGAAGAAGAAACUGAGCUGACUGGACCUCCACAGUACGAUGCUACAUACUUGGUCAACGAGUCACCACCAGUGUAUGAAGACGCACUGCAAGACAUAGUGAUUGCAGCCGGUAUUGACACAAGUGAAAUUGAACUUCCUCCAUAUCCAUUGAGCCAGUCCAACAAUUCUAUUUCAUCUGAGACGCAAUUGCAAGAAACUGAGAACGAAGAGAGUAGACAAGAGGAAGAGAGUAGACAAGAAUACAACAAUACUGUUACAUAGAGACUUUGAAACUGAAAAUGUUGUCAGACAUAUCAUGUACAGCUAUGAUUCUGGUGGCACAUUUAUAGCUAUACAUAAUUAUAAGAGACAAAACACUGUAUAAUUAUGAUCCUCUCCAUUAUUUUGCA
Molecule: messenger RNA, 889 nt
Organism: Halichondria panicea
Lineage: Eukaryota; Metazoa; Porifera; Demospongiae; Suberitida; Halichondriidae
Exons: 7
Coding region: 150-761 (203 amino acids)
Source: RefSeq, a predicted model, not a curated record